Molecule: messenger RNA, 3394 nt
Organism: Telopea speciosissima
Lineage: Eukaryota; Viridiplantae; Streptophyta; Magnoliopsida; Proteales; Proteaceae
Product: WD repeat-containing protein 3
Exons: 12
Coding region: 125-2968 (947 amino acids)
Biological process (GO): maturation of SSU-rRNA
Cellular component (GO): small-subunit processome; Pwp2p-containing subcomplex of 90S preribosome
Molecular function (GO): snoRNA binding; protein binding
Source: RefSeq, a predicted model, not a curated record
ACAGACUUGGGAUUUGAGACGCCCACGCCGCCCUGCAGGUCCUCCUGUCGCAGCCUUGGUAGUAGCAGCAACUCAACUGUCGUGAGUUUGUAACCCUAACGCCACCGGCUCAUCUUGCACAGAAAUGGUGAAAUCGUACCUCAGAUAUGAGCCUGCGACGGUAUUUGGUGUGGUAGUAUCAGUGGAUUCCAACAUCAGUUACGACAGCACUGGAAAACACCUUCUCACACCUGCGCUCGAGAAGCUCGGUGUUUGGAACGUCAGGCAAGGCGUCUGCUCCAAAACCCUCUCCCCUUCUCCUUCCUCAUCCGGCCCUUCCCUCGCCGUUACUUCCAUUGCUUCCUCCCCUUCUUCUUUGAUAGCGAGUGGUUAUGCGGAUGGGAGUAUAAGGAUUUGGGAUAUCAUUAAAGGAACUUGUGAUACCACCUUGAACGGCCAUAAAGGUGCUGUCACUGCACUUCGUUACAAUAAGCUUGGCUCCUUUCUCGCUUCCGGAAGCAAAGAUAAUGAUAUUAUCUUAUGGGAUGUGGUGGGCGAGUCUGGACUUUUCCGUCUUCGUGGCCACCGGGAUCAGGUGACCGACCUUGUUUUCUUGGAUUCGGGUAAAAAGCUUGUUAGUUCCUCCAAGGACAAAUUUUUAAGAGUUUGGGAUCUUGACACUCAGUAUUGUAUGCAAAUAAUCAGUGGUCAUCACAGUGAAAUUUGGUCCAUUGAUGUCGAUACAGAUGAGACAUAUUUGGUCACUGGAUCUGCGGACCCAGAACUGCGGUUCUACACAAUACAUCAUGAAUUGGUGGACAGAGAACCUUCUUUAAAUCCAGAGGGAACUGAAACUGUGAGUGGUGGAGACUCUGCUCGGAACAAGUGGGAAAUCUUGAAGCUGUUUGGUGAAAUCCAACGGCAGAGCAAGGAUAGGGUUGCCACUGUGAGAUUCAACAAAUCUGGAAAUCUACUUGCUUGUCAAGUGGCUGGGAAGAUAGUAGAGAUAUUCCAAGUAUUGGAUGAUGCUGAAUCUAAACGUAAAGCUAAAAGGAGGAUUCACCGGAAGAGGGAGAAGAAGUUGUCCAAAGGGGCUCCAGAGGCAACUGAAAAUGGAGACUCAAACCCUGGACCAGGAGAGGAAGGAAGAGCUCCUGUUGUCAUUGUUUCUGAUGUAUUUAAGCUUCUUCAGACAUUGCGUGCUAGCAAGAAGAUCUGCUCAAUUUCUUUCUCUCCAGCAACCCCAAAGAGUUCACUGGCUUCUCUGGCAUUGUCUUUGAACAACAAUUUGUUAGAGGUUUAUUCGAUUGACAGCAGCACAGCAAGUAAAACCCUUGCUAUUGAACUUCCGGGGCAUCGUUCUGAUGUUAGAAGUGUCAUUCUUAGCUCAGAUGACACUCUCAUGAUGUCAACUAGUCACAAUACUGUAAAGAUUUGGAAUCCAAGUACUGGUUCAUGCCUUCGGACUAUUGAUUCUGGGUAUGGUUUGUGUGGCUCAUUUGUUCCUGGCGACCGUCAUGCACUUGUUGGAACCAAAAGCGGAACAUUAGAAAUCAUAGACAUUGGUAGUGGUACUUGCAUGGAAGUAGUGGAGGCUCAUGGUGGCUCUGUGCGGUCAAUUGCUAUGACUCCAGAUGGAAGUGGUUUUGUGACAGGAAGUGCAGACCAUGAUGUUAAAUUCUGGGAGUAUCAACUCAUGCAAAAGCCUGGUCAAGACUCUAAACACCUAACUGUGACCAACAUAAGGACUUUGAAUAUGAAGGAUGAUGUUCUUGUGGUUGCUAUUAGCCCUGAUGCUAAAUUCAUUGCUGUUGCCCUUUUAGAUUGCACAGUCAAGGUUUUCUUUCUGGAUUCACUGAAGCUUUUUCUGACAUUGUAUGGUCACAAGCUUCCUGUGCUGUGCAUGGACAUUUCAUCAGAUGGAGAUCUCAUAGUCAGCGGUUCUGCAGACAAAAAUUUGAAAAUUUGGGGUUUGGAUUUUGGUGAUUGUCACAAAUCCAUUUUUGCUCAUGCUGACAGUGUUAUGGCAGUGCAAUUUGUUGGCAAUACCCAUUAUAUGUUUAGUGUUGGGAAAGAUCGGCUUGUAAAGUAUUGGGAUGCUGACAAAUUUGAGUUGCUUUUAACUCUUGAGGGGCAUCAUGCUGAAGUGUGGUGUCUCGUGGUCAGCAACCGUGGUGAUUUUGUCAUCACAGGUUCUCAUGACCGAUCAAUACGUCGUUGGGAUCGUACCGAAGAACCCUUCUUUAUUGAGGAAGAGAAGGAGAAAAGAUUGGAAGAAAUGUUUGAGGCUGACGUUGAUAGUUCAUUUGAAAGUAGGCAUGCACUUAGGGAAGUACUUCCGGAGGAGGGAGCUGUAGGGUUAGCAGGGAAGAAGACUCGAGAAACCCUCACUGCGACUGACUUAAUUAUUGAUGCACUAGACAUGGCGGAGGAAGAAUUAAAGCGGAUGGCUCAGCACAAGGUGGACAAUGCAAGUGGAAGAAUAACUUCCUUUCAACCAAAUGUUAUGAUGCGAGGGCUCUCUCCAUCUGAUCAUGUCCUCCAUGCUCUUUCUAGUGUUCACACCAAUGAUCUGGAGCAAACAUUGCUGUCUAUACCAUUCUCUGAUGCCUUGAAGCUUAUGUCUUACUUGAAGGAUUGGGCUUAUAUUCCUGAUAAGGUUGAACUUGUUUCUCGCGUUGCUACAGUGCUCUUGCAGACACAUCAUAGCCAAUUGGUUACUACCCCUGCUUCCAGACCUGUCUUGACCAUUCUCAAAGACAUUCUUUAUACUAGAAUCAAGGAAUGCAAGGACACCCUUGGUUUCAACCUUGCAGCAAUGGAUCAUCUGAAGCAAUUGAUGUCUUUGAAAUCUGAUGUCCUUUUCCGAGAUGCAAAAACAAAGCUACUUGAAAUCCGUUCACAACAUUCAAAACGUCUGGAAGCAAGGACUGACACAAAAGAAGAGAAGAGGAAAAAGAAGAAGCUGAAGAGUAGAGCUGGGGCCUAAUCAGACCAAAGAAAUGGCAGGACAUCAAGUUUCCAGUGUGUGUCAAGACAGUCGGGUCGACCCCGUAAUCUUGGAAAGCAUGAAGUUCCUCAAUAUUUAAGGGGUUCCAAACAGAGACCAGAUAGAUAACGUAAUCAUGGAAUCCUGCAUUUCCCUGCUCUGAAUAGGGAAUGUUGAUUGGAGUAAUGGAAUUCCAGAUGUUUUCAAAAAGAAAGGUGAGAUCUUACUCAUGGCUGAUGGGAGCUCACUAGUCGCACAUCUAAUGAAUAUCCUGUUAUCCCAUCAGCAGCAAAUUUUGUUUCUUCCUGUAGGAAAUGAAGUGAGCUAAUAUUCAUUGCCAGAUUAAAGGACACAUGUUUUUGUUCUUGUUAGUAUUUGCUGAAGCACAAGGGCUUAUAACUAAUUAUUCUGAUUCUUGCAUUUGGC